UACACGCAUUUAUCGGUAAUGCAAUAACAAAAGGCACAGGACUAAGCUUUGAAGGUAUUAAAAACAAAUACAAAGGGAAAAUGAAUGCAAAAAUCGCGUUAAUAGUGUCAAGUUUUGCUUGUGUUUUGAACACAGUUGGACUGGCUAUACCCUACUGGCUUUAUGCCUCCGCAUCCAACUCCGGUGUGUCAGAAGAAAUAUACUUCGGGCUUUGGAAACUGUGCAUAAAGGGGCAAGGCAGUGGACAAAGCAUAAGCGGAUGUUUUGGUUUUGAUGAACGAGGACUGGACUUGCCCACGGUGAUAAUCACCACCCGGGCCGUGGAGAUCAUUGCUGUUGGUUUAAUGUUCUCCGCAACAUUAUGGGCGGCCGUCAAAAUCGCUCUAAAGAGGACUGUUCUCUACACCAAAAUAUCAGGCAUCAAGUGCAUCAUUGCAGGCGUUCUGGCUAUCGUGGGAUGUGUUCUAUUUGCUAUAAAUGACGAUGUAAAGAACUUGCUGAAAAACGGCCAACAAGUACAUUUGCAUGCUGGCUUUGCUCUAUGCAUCGUUGCGGGGAUUGCUAGUCUUGUCGCGGGGGUCAUAUACAUCAUUGCCCGACCCCCAGAGCAGCAGACCGGCGGGGCGCAUUCAGUUUAUAACAAGUUCUAGGUUGUAAAGAUGCAUAUACGUUAUGUGUUAAUAUCGGUAUAUUAUUGUAAAAAAAUCAUUUACAUCUUUGUGUUGAAAUUAUUUUGUUUGUUUUUUCAUUGAAUUACUCUUUUUUGUCU
Mya arenaria is the source of this 769-nucleotide messenger RNA. RefSeq lists its product as uncharacterized. The coding region runs from base 81 to 650 and encodes 189 amino acids. The transcript is spliced from 3 exons. Gene Ontology annotation, cellular component: membrane. The record is from RefSeq and is a predicted model, not a curated record. NCBI's taxonomy places the organism in Eukaryota, Metazoa, Mollusca, Bivalvia, Myida, Myidae.